AUGGGGCUAAGAGUGGCCAGCCUUUUCAUGCUCUGGCUGGCUCUUUCCUACGCCCAUGAAAUAAGAAAAGGAAGGACAAGAAACCACGGCCACUAUGUCUGCAGCACUUGGGGAAAUGACCAUUUCAAAACCUUUGACGGAGACAUCUACCAAUUCCCUGGCAUUUGCGAGUAUAAUUUUGUUUCUGACUGCAGCGAUUCUUACGCAGAGUUCUCUGUCCACAUCCAGCGUGCUCUGAACAGCGAUAACCACCCUGAAAUCCAGUAUAUUCUGCUAAAAAUCAAGGAUAUCACGGUGUACCUCAAACCAAAACUGGUUGUGGUGGAUGGGCGAAUUGUGAAGACACCUUACUACAGCUCUGGUCUGCUCAUUGAGAGCAAUGACAUUUACACCAAAAUUUAUGCCAAAUUAGGCAUGGUUCUGAUGUGGAAUCAGCAGGAUGCACUGAUGGUGGAGCUGGACAACAAAUUUAAUAACCUAACCUGUGGCCUCUGUGGGGAUUACAAUGGAAUUCCAAUCUACAAUGAGUUUAUCAAGGGAGAUGCAAGCUACAAUUCAAUUACAUAUGGGAAUUUGCAGAAGAUCAGCAAACCCAAUGCCAAAUGUGAAGAUCCAGAUGAAACUCAGGCUCUUCCAAGCUGUAACGAGCAUCGUGACGAGUGUGAGAGGCUGCUGACUUCCUCUGCAUUUGCCGAUUGUCGGUUCCGUCUUAAUUUGGAAACGUACAUCCAAGCCUGCAUGCAAGACAAGUGUGCCUGUAACGGCAAUGAGGACUCCUUCUGCAUCUGCAGCACCAUCUCUGAGUAUUCUCGCCAGUGUUCGCACGCCGGUGGCCGGCCCGGUGAAUGGAGGACGCAGAACUUUUGCCCCAAGACCUGUCCUGAUACCAUGGUCUACAGAGAAAGCAGCUCACCCUGCAUGGAUACUUGCUCACACUUGGACAUCAGCAGCCUUUGUGAGGAACACUACAUGGAUGGUUGUUUCUGCCCUGAAGGAACCGUGUAUGAUGAUAUUACUUCAAAAGGCUGCGUGCCUGUUAGCCAAUGCCACUGCAAACUCCUUGGAAAGCAGUAUGCACCUGGAGAAAACAUUUCCAAUGAAUGUGAAGAAUGCACCUGUAAUUCAGGCAGAUGGACGUGCAAAGAUUUACCUUGUCCAGGCACAUGUUCAGUGGAAGGAGGUUCCCAUAUUAGGACCUUUGAUGGGAAGAAAUACACCUUCCAUGGAGACUGUUACUAUGUAUUGGCCAAGGAUACUGCAAAUGACAGUUAUGCUCUCCUGGCAGAGCUGGCUCCCUGUGGCUCCACAGACAGGCAGACCUGCUUGAAGACUGUUGUGCUGUUAGUGGAUAACAAAAAAAAUGUGGUGGUUUUCAGAUCCGAUGGCAGUGUGCUACUGAAUGAGAUGACAGUGAAUUUGCCUCAUGUGUCAGCCAGCUUCUCAGUAUUCCAGCCAUCUUCCAACUACCUUGUUGUACAAACACCUUUCGAGCUUCAGGUGCAGAUCCAGCUGCUUCCAGUCAUGCAACUGUUUGUGACUGUGGAUCAAUCAGCUGAAGGGAAAAUUCAAGGUCUUUGUGGAAACUUUAAUGCAAUGGAAGGUGAUGAUUUUAAAACAACCAGUGGGCUGGUAGAAGCUACAGGAUCUGCCUUUGCUAACACCUGGAAAGCUCAGUCCAUCUGUACAGACCAGGUGGAAAAGCUGGAAGACCCCUGCAGUCUCAGCAUUGAAAGUGCAAAUUAUGCUGAGCAUUGGUGUUCUUUGCUGAAAAACCCAGAAGGUCCUUUUGCAACAUGUCACUUAGUCAUUGAUCCUUCAGAAUACUAUAAGAAAUGUAAAUAUGACACAUGCCUCUGUGAAGAUAAUGAAGAAUGCUUGUGUGCUGCCCUGUCCUCUUAUUCGAGAGCCUGUGCUUUCAAAGGAAUCAUACUGGAAGGCUGGAGAGACAGUGUCUGCAGCAGUGAAGUGUCUGCCUGUCAAGGAAAUCAAGUCUUCCUUUACAACAUUACAAGGUGCCAGCAAACCUGUCGUUCCCUUGCUGAUGGUGAAAAGUAUUGCUUGCAAGACUUUGCUCCUGUGGAUGGCUGUGGCUGCCCAUCUGAUACAUACCUGGAUAAACAGGAUAACUGUGUGCCCGUCUCUGAGUGCCCAUGUUAUUACAAGGGAUCAUACCUGGAACCUGGGGAAUAUUUUACAAAAGAUGGAGACCGCUGUGUUUGCCGAAAUGCAAAGGUCCAGUGUACUUCAGUGAAAAUAAGAAUGAAAAGUGUAGAAGAAUGUUCUUCUAACAAGACAUUCUUUGACUGCGAUGCAUCCUCAAAAUGGACUUCACAAACACCUGUACAACUUAGCUGUCAUACCCCUCAAACAAAUCAUUUCCAGACAGAGUGUGUCUCAGGCUGUGUGUGUCCUGAAGGUCUAUUUGAUGAUGGCAGAGGAGGCUGUGUUGAGGAGAAGGACUGCCCAUGCAUUCAUAACAACGAGUGGUAUUCUUCUGGACAGAAGAUAACAGUGGACUGCAACACCUGUACUUGCCAAAAAGGGGUUUGGAGCUGCACUGCCAAUGCGUGCUAUGGGACUUGUAUGAUAUAUGGAAGUGGCCAUUAUAUCACUUUUGAUGGAAAAUUCUAUGACUUUGAUGGGAAUUGUGAAUACGUGGCUAUUCAGGAUUUUUGUGGUGACAAAAAUUCCAGCGGCUCAUUCAGCAUCAUCACAGAGAAUGUCCCUUGUGGAACUACAGGAGUCACCUGCUCAAAAGCUAUCAAAAUGUUUCUAGGGAAAACUGAACUGAAAUUGGAGAACAAAGAGUACAAAGAAAUUCAGCGAGAUGUUGGUGAUGAUGUGCUUUAUUGGAACAGGACAGUAGGCCUCUACCUCGUUAUUGAGGCUAGCAAUGGUGUGAUGCUUAUCUGGGAUAAGAAGACUACUGUUUUCGUCAAGCUGAGCCCCGAUUACAAAGGCAAAGUGUGUGGUCUGUGUGGCAACUUCGAUGACAAGUCAAACAAUGACUUUGUAACAAGGAGCGGACUGCAGGAGACCAAUGCUCUGAAGUUCGGGAAUUCCUGGAAACAGUCUCCCAUGUGCCCAGAUGUCACACAAGAGAUUAAACCUUGUGAUUUGAAACCACAUCGGAAGUCCUGGGCAGAGAAAGAAUGCAGCAUCAUCCUGAGCGAAGUCUUCAAAAUUUGUCACUCCAAGGUGGACCCAGUUCCUUUCUAUGAUGCUUGUGUUCAUGAUGCCUGCUCUUGUGACAGUGGUGGAGAUUGUGAGUGCUUCUGUUCUGCAGUUGCUGCUUAUGCCCAAGAAUGUACCAAGGUUGAGGCCUGUGUUUUCUGGAGAACUCCUGAUAUAUGCCCAAUAUUUUGUGACUACUACAACCCUCGUGAUGAGUGUGAGUGGCACUAUGAGCCUUGUGGCAGUAACAUCACAACCUGCAGGAUGAUUAAUAAUGUCAGCACCAACUUUACAGUACCAUACCUGGAAGGCUGCUACCCCAGAUGUCCUAAGGACAAGCCUAUUUAUAAUGAAGAGACAAAAGAAUGUGUGCCUGAAGAUCAGUGCUGGUGUUACAUCGAUGGAAUUCAAGUUCCCCCUGGGCAUGAAAUACCCACAGAAGAAAACUGCACAAUAUGUGUCUGUGGCCCCUCAGGAUCCAUACAAUGUAAACCAGUUCCAGGGUGUCCUUGUGUCAUCAAUGGAACGAGUUAUCAAGUGGGUCAGACUGUGGCACAAGUACAGGAUGGUGACAUAUGUAUAACAUACAUUUGUGCAGAAAAUGGUUCUGUGGUUCCAGAUAAAAUCUACCCUUGUCCAACAUCUUCUUCACCUACAGUCCUUUCAACCUCAUUUCCUACCAGUACUCUUACCACCACAGUUACCACUACAAGCCAUCCAGUGACUACAACUCCAUGUUUUGGAUUAAUCUGUGAUUGGACUGAGUGGUUUGAUGUUAGUAAUCCUGAAAAAGAUGGUGGUGACUAUGAAACAUAUGAUGAAAUAAGAAAACAUGGAUACAAAAUAUGUGAAGCUCCUGAAAAAAUUGAAUGCAGGGCAGAGGAUAAACCUGAUGUGAGCUUAGAGGAACUUGGUCAGAAAGUGCAGUGUAAUGUUUCGUAUGGACUAAUAUGUAAAAAUGAGGAGCAAGAUGUAACUAUGUGGCAACUUUGCUACAAUUAUGAAAUCAGGGUAAACUGUUGUGAGUGGCAAGAAAUUCCCUGUGAGAUUACACCUACACCUAGUACACCACAAACUGCAACUUCAACCACCACCAAGACAACAGUACCUCUCACCACUACAUCCAGGAUUCCCACAGAAAUUACCACCUCGCCCACACACAUCGCUUCAACCACAAGUGAACUAAUACCAUCAGUCUCCACUCCAGUAACUUCAACAUCUCCAGGCCCAGGUUCAUCAACGCCAAGCACGGCAUCCCCUUCAACAGGAUCAACAACCACUCCCACUGCAAGACCAGGGGAGACUUCCACCAGCACUGCCAGCACCACGGUGCCCCCCAUCAGCACCACCAGCAGCAGCACCCCGGGGACAACCACAACUGCUCCUGGAUCAACAACACCCAUCUCUACUACUUCAAGCACAUCCACGCCUACACCAACAUUCACCACCACUGUACCACCUCCAGGCCCAGGCUCAUCGACACCAAGCACGGCAUCCCCUUCAACAGGAUCAACAACCACUCCCACUGCAAGACCAGGGGAGACUUCCACCAGCACUGCCAGCACCACGGUGCCCCCCUUCAGCACCACCAGCAGCAGCCCCCCAGGGACAACCACAACUGUUCCUGGAUCAACAACAUCCUCUCCAACUCCUGAAGGCUGUGAGUGCAUCUGGACGGACUGGAUUGAUGUGAGUUACCCGGAUAGUUCUGACAGAAACAGUGGUGACUACGAAACACUGGAGAAUAUUCACAAGGUCAACCCUUCCUGGGUCUGUGCAAAAGUUGAGAAUAUUUCAUGCAGAGCAGAGAAAUUCCCCAACGUUCCCAUUGCAGAUUUAGGGCAGAUCGUGGAAUGCAGUGUUAACACAGGACUCAUCUGUAACAAUAGAGAUCAGCACAUAGGAGGCAUAAUACCUCAGCCAGUCUGCCUGAAUUAUGAGAUUAGUGUGUGCUGCACCCCCGACAAACCAGAGUGUCUUCCACCUCAUACCCCAAGCACGACAACAUCUACAACGAGCAGCGUAAUCUCUUCAACAAUAUCCACAACUGCUUCAACAUCAGUGCCAACAGAGACUCCCAGCACGAUCACCAGCACCACGGUGCCCCCCAGCAGCACCACCAGCAGCAGCACCCCAGGGACAACUACAACAGUUCCUGUCUCCUCAACACCCACCCCAACUACUUCAAGCACAUCCACGCCCACACCAACAUUCACCACCACCGUACCACCUCCAGGCCCAGGUUCAUCGACACCAAGCACGGCAUCCCCUUCAACAGGAUCAACAACCACUCCCACUGCAAGACCAGGGGAGACUUCCACCAGCACUGCCAGCACCACGGUGCCCCCCAUCAGCACCACCAGCAGCAGGACCCCAAGGACAACCACAAUUCCUAUUGAAUCACCAACACCCACCCCAACUACUUCAAGCACGUCCACACCCACACCAACAUUCACCACCACCGUACCACCUCCAGGCCCAGGCUCAUCGACACCAAGCACAGCAUCCCCUUCAACAAAAUCAACAACCACUCCCACUGCAAGACCAGUGGAGACUUCCACCAGCACUGCCAGCACCACGGUGCCCCCCACCAGCACCACCAGCAGCAGCACCCCACGGACAACAACUGUUCCUGGCUCAUCAACAACACCCAUCUCAACUACUUCAAGCACAUCUCUGCCAACACCACCAUACACCACCACCCUACCAACUCCAGGCCCAGGUUCAUCGACACCAAGCACGGCAUCCCCUUCAACAGGAUCAACAACCACUCCCACUGCAAGACCAGGGGAGACUUCCACCAGCACUGCCAGCACCACGGUGCCCCCCAUCAGCACCACCAGCAGCAGGACCCCAAGGACAACAACUGUUCCUGGCUCAUCAACAACACCCAUCUCAACUACUUCAAGCACAUCUGUGCCAACACCAACAUACACCACCACCGUGCCACCUCCAGGCCCAGGCUCAUCGACACCAAGCACGGCAUCCCCUUCAACAGGAUCAACAACCACUCCCACUGCAAGACCAGUGGAGACUUCCACCAGCACUGCCAGCACCACGGUGCCCCCCUUCAGCACCACCAGCAGCAGCCCCCCAGGGACAACCACAACUGUUCCUGGAUCAACAACAUCCUCUCCAACUCCUGAAGGCUGUGAGUGCAUCUGGACGGACUGGAUUGAUGUGAGUUACCCGGAUAGUUCUGACAGAAACAGUGGUGACUACGAAACACUGGAGAAUAUUCACAAGGUCAACCCUUCCUGGGUCUGUGCAAAAGUUGAGAAUAUUUCAUGCAGAGCAGAGAAAUUCCCCAACGUUCCCAUUGCAGAUUUAGGGCAGAUCGUGGAAUGCAGUGUUAACACAGGACUCAUCUGUAACAAUAGAGAUCAGCACAUAGGAGGUAUAAUACCUCAGCCAGUCUGCCUGAAUUACGAGAUUAGUGUGUGCUGCACCCCCGACAAACCAGAGUGUCUUCCACCUCAUACCCCAAGCACGACAACAUCUACAACGAGCAGCGUAAUCUCUUCAACAAUAUCCACAACUGCUUCAACAUCAGUGCCAACAGAGACUCCCAGCACGAUCACCAGCACCACGGUGCCCCCCAGCAGCACCACCAGCAGCAGCACCCCAGGGACAACUACAACAGUUCCUGUCUCCUCAACACCCACCCCAACUACUUCAAGCACAUCCACGCCCACACCAACAUUCACCACCACCGUACCACCUCCAGGCCCAGGUUCAUCGACACCAAGCACGGCAUCCCCUUCAACAGGAUCAACAACCACUCCCACUGCAAGACCAGGGGAGACUUCCACCAGCACUGCCAGCACCACGGUGCCCCCCAUCAGCACCACCAGCAGCAGCACCCUGGGGACAACCACAAUUCCUAUUGAAUCACCAACACCCACCCCAACUACUUCAAGCACGUCCACACCCACACCAACAUUCACCACCACCGUACCACCUCCAGGCCCAGGCUCAUCGACACCAAGUACGGCAUCCCCUUCAACAGGAUCAACAACCACUCCCACUGCAAGACCAGGGGAGACUUCCACCAGCACUGCCAGCACCACGGUGCCCCCCAUCAGCACCACCAGCAGCAGCACCCUGGGGACAACCACAACUGUUCCUGGAUCAUCGACAUCCUCUCCAACUCCUGAAGGCCCAGGUUCAUCGACACCAAGCACAGCAUCCCCUUCAACAGGAUCAACAACCACUCCCACUGCAAGACCAGGGGAGACUUCCACCAGCACUGCCAGCACCACGGUGCCCCCCAUCAGCACCACCAGCAGCAGCACCCUGGGGACAACUGCAAUUCCUAUUGAAUCACCAACACCCACCCCAACUACUUCAAGCACGUCCACACCCACACCAACAUUCACCACCACCGUACCACCUCCAGGCCCAGGCUCAUCGACACCAAGCACAGCAUCCCCUUCAACAAAAUCAACAACCACUCCCACUGCAAGACCAGUGGAGACUUCCACCAGCACUGCCAGCACCACGGUGCCCCCCACCAGCACCACCAGCAGCAGGACCCCACGGACAACAACUGUUCCUGGCUCAUCAACAACACCCAUCUCAACUACUUCAAGCACAUCUCUGCCAACACCACCAUACACCACCACCCUACCAACUCCAGGCCCAGGUUCAUCGACACCAAGCACGGCAUCCCCUUCAACAGGAUCAACAACCACUCCCACUGCAAGACCAGGGGAGACUUCCACCAGCACUGCCAGCACCACGGUGCCCCCCAUCAGCACCACCAGCAGCAGCACCCUGGGGACAACUGCAAUUCCUAUUGAAUCACCAACACCCACCCCAACUACUUCAAGCACGUCCACACCCACACCAACAUUCACCACCACCGUACCACCUCCAGGCCCAGGCUCAUCGACACCAAGCACAGCAUCCCCUUCAACAAAAUCAACAACCACUCCCACUGCAAGACCAGUGGAGACUUCCACCAGCACUGCCAGCACCACGGUGCCCCCCACCAGCACCACCAGCAGCAGCACCCCACGGACAACAACUGUUCCUGGCUCAUCAACAACACCCAUCUCAACUACUUCAAGCACAUCUCUGCCAACACCACCAUACACCACCACCCUACCAACUCCAGGCCCAGGUUCAUCGACACCAAGCACAGCAUCCCCUUCAACAGGAUCAACAACCACUCCCACUGCAAGACCAGGGGAGACUUCCACCAGCACUGCCAGCACCACGGUGCCCCCCAUCAGCACCACCAGCAGCAGCACCCUGGGGACAACCACAAUUCCUAUUGAAUCACCAACACCCACCCCAACUACUUCAAGCACAUCUGUGCCAACACCAACAUACACCACCACCGUGCCACCUCCAGGCCCAGGCUCAUCGACACCAAGCACGGCAUCCCCUUCAACAGGAUCAACAACCACUCCCACUGCAAGACCAGUGGAGACUUCCACCAGCACUGCCAGCACCACGGUGCCCCCCAUCAGCACCACCAGCAGCAGCCCCCCAGGGACAACCACAACUGUUCCUGGAUCAACAACAUCCUCUCCAACUCCUGAAGGCUGUGAGUGCAUCUGGACGGACUGGAUUGAUGUGAGUUACCCGGAUAGUUCUGACAGAAACAGUGGUGACUACGAAACACUGGAGAAUAUUCACAAGGUCAACCCUUCCUGGGUCUGUGCAAAAGUUGAGAAUAUUUCAUGCAGAGCAGAGAAAUUCCCCAACGUUCCCAUUGCAGAUUUAGGGCAGAUCGUGGAAUGCAGUGUUAACACAGGACUCAUCUGUAACAAUAGAGAUCAGCACAUAGGAGGUAUAAUACCUCAGCCAGUCUGCCUGAAUUACGAGAUUAGUGUGUGCUGCACCCCCGACAAACCAGAGUGUCUUCCACCUCAUACCCCAAGCACGACAACAUCUACAACGAGCAGCGUAAUCUCUUCAACAAUAUCCACAACUGCUUCAACAUCAGUGCCAACAGAGACUCCCAGCACGAUCACCAGCACCACGGUGCCCCCCAGCAGCACCACCAGCAGCAGCACCCCAGGGACAACUACAACAGUUCCUGUCUCCUCAACACCCACCCCAACUACUUCAAGCACAUCCACGCCCACACCAACAUUCACCACCACCGUACCACCUCCAGGCCCAGGUUCAUCGACACCAAGCACGGCAUCCCCUUCAACAGGAUCAACAACCACUCCCACUGCAAGACCAGGGGAGACUUCCACCAGCACUGCCAGCACCACGGUGCCCCCCAUCAGCACCACCAGCAGCAGCACCCUGGGGACAACCACAAUUCCUAUUGAAUCACCAACACCCACCCCAACUACUUCAAGCACGUCCACACCCACACCAACAUUCACCACCACCGUACCACCUCCAGGCCCAGGCUCAUCGACACCAAGUACGGCAUCCCCUUCAACAGGAUCAACUACCACUCCCACUGCAAGACCAGGGGAGACUUCCACCAGCACUGCCAGCACCACGGUGCCCCCCAUCAGCACCACCAGCAGCAGCACCCUGGGGACAACCACAACUGUUCCUGGAUCAUCGACAUCCUCUCCAACUCCUGAAGGCCCAGGUUCAUCGACACCAAGCACGGCAUCCCCUUCAACAGGAUCAACAACCACUCCCACUGCAAGACCAGGGGAGACUUCCACCAGCACUGCCAGCACCACGGUGCCCCCCAUCAGCACCACCAGCAGCAGCACCCCACGGACAACAACUGUUCCUGGCUCAUCAACAACACCCAUCUCAACUACUUCAAGCACAUCUCUGCCAACACCACCAUACACCACCACCCUACCAACUCCAGGCCCAGGUUCAUCGACACCAAGCACGGCAUCCCCUUCAACAGGAUCAACAACCACUCCCACUGCAAGACCAGGGGAGACUUCCACCAGCACUGCCAGCACCACGGUGCCCCCCAUCAGCACCACCAGCAGCAGCACCCUGGGGACAACCACAAUUCCUAUUGAAUCACCAACACCCACCCCAACUACUUCAAGCACGUCCACACCCACACCAACAUUCACCACCACCGUACCACCUCCAGGCCCAGGUUCAUCGACACCAAGCACGGCAUCCCCUUCAACAAAAUCAACAACCACUCCCACUGCAAGACCAGGGGAGACUUCCACCAGCACUGCCAGCACCACGGUGCCCCCCAUCAGCACCACCAGCAGCAGCCCUCCAGGGACAACCACAACUGUUCCUGGAUCAACAAUAUCCUUUCCAACUCCUGAAGGCCCAGGUUCAUCGACACCAAGCACAGCAUCCCCUUCAACAGGAUCAACAACCACUCCCACUGCAAGACCAGGGGAGACUUCCACCAGCACUGCCAGCACCACGGUGCCCCCCAUCAGCACCACCAGCAGCAGCACCCCACGGACAACAACUGUUCCUGGCUCAUCAACAACACCCAUCUCAACUACUUCAAGCACAUCUCUGCCAACACCACCAUACACCACCACCCUACCAACUCCAGGCCCAGGUUCAUCGACACCAAGCACGGCAUCCCCUUCAACAGGAUCAACAACCACUCCCACUGCAAGACCAGGGGAGACUUCCACCAGCACUGCCAGCACCACGGUGCCCCCCAUCAGCACCACCAGCAGCAGCACCCCACGGACAACAACUGUUCCUGGCUCAUCAACAACACCCAUCUCAACUACUUCAAGCACAUCUGUGCCAACACCAACAUACACCACCACCGUGCCACCUCCAGGCCCAGGCUCAUCGACACCGAGCACGGCAUCCCCUUCAACAAAAUCAACAACCACUCCCACUGCAAGACCAGGGGAGACUUCCACCAGCACUGCCAGCACCACGGUGCCCCCCUUCAGCACCACCAGCAGCAGCACCCUGGGGACAACCACAACUGUUCCUGGAUUAUCGACAUCCUCUCCAACUCCUGAAGGCCCAGGUUCAUCGACACCAAGCACGGCAUCCCCUUCAACAGGAUCAACAACCACUCCCACUGCAAGACCAGGGGAGACUUCCACCAGCACUGCCAGCACCACGGUGCCCCCCAUCAGCACCACCAGCAGCAGCACCCUGGGGACAACCACAAUUCCUAUUGAAUCACCAACACCCACCCCAACUACUUCAAGCACAUCCACGCCCACACCAACAUACACCACCACGGUACCACCUCCAGGCCCAGGUUCAUCGACACCAAGCACGGCAUCCCCUUCAACAGGAUCAACAACCACUCCCACUGCAAGACCAGGGGAGACUUCCACCAGCACUGCCAGCACCACAGUGCCCCCCAUCAGCACCACCAGCAGCAGCACCCCGGGGACAACCACAAUUCCUAUUGAAUCACCAACACCCACCCCAACUACUUCAAGCACAUCCACGCCCACACCAACAUACACCACCACCGUACCACCUCCAGGCCCAGGUUCAUCGACACCGAGCACGGCAUCCCCUUCAACAGGAUCAACAACCACUCCCACUGCAAGACCAGGGGAGACUUCCACCAGCAUUGCCAGCACCACGGUGCCCCCCAUCAGCACCACCAGCAGCAGCCCCCCAGGGACAACCACAACUGUUCCUGGAUCAUCAACAACCACCUCACCUCCUAUAAGUAUUGUCACCAGGACCCCUCAACCUCCAACUACAUUACCAUUAGAGGGUACAACACCUGGACCAGAGACACCGACAAAGACAAGUACUCCAGUUACUCCUUCAGCAACUCCACUGCCAACAACUAGAACAACAGAAACAGGAAGUACAGUGUUUACCAGAAGCACCACUAUUCAGCAGUCAACAUCCUCGGUGUCAACAAGCCCAGUGACCGUCACCACCUCUAAAGUCCCUGAAACAGGAUCGACCCCCAAAACUACCCCUUCAGGUCCCACACCCUCAAGAUCUACCAGCACCACACCAGUAACAGAAACACCUAGCCAUGAGACCACUACCACCAGGACCGCGAGCCCCCCAACAGGAUCACAUACUGCCCCUGUCAGCACCACAACUUCAGGACCAUCCUCUCUGGGGUCUACUCCUAGCAGUACUGUAUCUCUGUCUUCAGCAUCAACCAGCUCUGUGCCAGUCACCACCUCUGGUACUACUCCAACCAAAACCUUUACCACCACUUCAGGAACCACCUCUAGCAGUUUUACCAUAAGCACUGCAACCACCACCUCCACCACCUUAGAAACUCUUUCACCUGGCUCAACUAGUACAUCUGGGCCAACUGCAACAUCAACUGCAGUCACCACUACAGGAAGUUCUACAUACACUACCGUUACUCCAGUUAGUGGCUCAAGUUCAACUACAGGUCUAACACCAACUACGCCUAAAAAAAUAUGUUCUAUUUUACCUGAUGAAUCUUAUGAGGAAGGUGAGUCAUGGUGGCUCUGUAACUGCACUAAGGCAAUAUGUAUAGAAGACAAUAUCGUCCAGGUGAUUCCCAUAAUCUGUAAUCCACCUCCUAAACCUACCUGUGCCAAUGGGCUUUCUCCUGUGCCAGUCAUUGAUGAGGAUGGAUGCUGUUGGCAUUGGGAGUGUGAUUGCUACUGCACUGGCUGGGGAGACCCACAUUACAUGACUUUUGAUGGACUGUACUACAGCUACCAAGGGAAUUGUACAUAUGUGCUUGUGGAAGAGAUUAAUAAGAAAGUUGACAACUUUGGUGUCUACAUUGAUAACUACCAUUGUGAUUCACGGGAUGUGGUCUCCUGUCCUCGAACGCUCAUUGUGAGACAUGAAACUCAGGAAGUGAGGAUAGCAACGGUGAAACCAAAUACUGUAGAAGUAGAGGUGACAGUAAACAAUCAGUUAGUGGCUUUGCCUUAUAAAAAGUUUGGCGUGAGCAUCUAUGAGUCAGGCAUAAAUCGUGUUGUGGAAAUUCCUGAGCUAAAAAUGAAUGUGACCUACAAUGGCUUGUCCUUUUCUAUCAGAAUGCCCUACAGCCUGUUUGGCAACAACACUCAGGGACAGUGCGGUACUUGCAAUAACAACACUGCAGAUGACUGCAUGUUGCCGAAUGGAAACAUUGCAGAAAACUGUGAAACCAUGGCAGAUCACUGGCAGGUUGUUGAUCCCUCCAAACCACAGUGCUCUCCAGGCCUAAAUCCUACAAGUUCACCUAGCACAACUCCAGCAGAGCCUUGCAAAGAAUCUUCCAUCUGCGAGCUUCUUUUGGGAAGUGUGUUCAAGCCAUGCCAUGAGUUUGUGCGGCCUGAAAAAUACUAUGCAGCCUGCAUUUUUGAUAGCUGUGUACUUCCCAACCUAGACCUGGAAUGCUCAAGUCUGCAGAUCUAUGCUGCCACCUGUGCUGAUCAAGGUGUAUGCCUUGACUGGAGAAGUCACACCAAUGGUGUAUGCUCUCAUGAAUGCCCCUCAGGAAAAGAGUUCAGAGCAUGUGGUCCUAUUAAAGAGCCAACCUGCAAAUCAAGUCACCAAAAUGAAACUUCAACUAAACAAGUGGAAGGCUGUUUCUGUCCCAAUGGAACAAUGCUGUAUGACUCUGGCGUGGAUGUCUGCGUGAAAACCUGUGGCUGUGUUGGAGUGGAUAUGAUCCCAAGAGAGUUUGGGGAAAAGUUUAUAGUAGACUGUCAGGACUGUGUUUGCCUGGAAGGGGAAUAUGGCAUUGUAUGCCAGCCUCAUCAGUGUGCUGAACAACAUGUCACUUGUAAUGGAGAAGGCUUCUAUCAGGUCACUGAAGUCAAUCCUGAAGACUCCUGCUGCCCUCUUGUCACCUGCAAAUGCAAUACAAGCCUCUGCACAGCUAAAGCUCCCAAGUGCACACUGGGAUUUGAAAUUCAUUCUUAUAUUCCCAGUGGUCAGUGCUGUCCUGUGUACCAAUGUGUUCCCAAGGGGGUCUGUGUUCACGAGAGUGCUGAGUUCUUGCCUAACUCCUCAGUCUUUGUUGAUAAGUGUCAGAAUUGUUUCUGCACAAAUGAAGUUAACGUCAGCACUCAACUGAAUAUCAUCUCAUGUGAACCUGUUCCAUGCAAUACAUAUUGUGAACCGGGAUAUGAACUUCAACCAGUGAAAGGUGAAUGUUGUGGAAGAUGUGUGCAGACCAAGUGUAUUAUACAUGCAAACAAUGAUGAACUCAUCUUGAGUCCUGGAGAGUUUAAAAAUGAUCCUAACAACAACUGCACCAUUUAUAGCUGUGUAGAGAUCCACAACCAGCUUAUUUCUUCCACAUCUGAGAUUACCUGUCCAGCAUUUAAUGAGGACAGCUGCAAACCUGGAACUAUUUCAUUCUUACCUAAUGGUUGUUGCAAAACCUGUGCACCUCUGGAUAGCAGUACACCGUGCUCUGUCCGUGAAAGAGAAGACUUUAUUGUCUAUAAUGGCUGCCGUUCCGUGGACAGAGUUGUCAUGACUGAGUGUGAAGGAACAUGUGGAACCGUCUCGCUAUACUCUGCUGAGGCCAAUUCUAUGGAUCACAGCUGUUCCUGCUGCAGAGAAUCAAAGACUACUGAGAAGUAUGUGGUACUGAAGUGUCCUGGUGGGCACUCAAUGUCACAUAAGUACAUCUAUGUGGAAAGCUGCAGCUGUCAAGACACUCAAUGCCAGAACCCACAAUCCAGUGAGUUGCAGACAAGAAAAUGA
This is a messenger RNA of Chiroxiphia lanceolata (lance-tailed manakin), 14736 nucleotides long. It is a transcript of the gene MUC2, whose product is annotated as mucin 2, oligomeric mucus/gel-forming. Gene Ontology annotation, cellular component: extracellular matrix. Lineage: Eukaryota; Metazoa; Chordata; Aves; Passeriformes; Pipridae. Gene Ontology annotation, molecular function: protein binding. The transcript is spliced from 76 exons. The coding region runs from base 1 to 14736 and encodes 4911 amino acids. The record is from RefSeq and is a predicted model, not a curated record.